AGUGAGUAGUUAUUUCAGUGGCACAAGCAAGACGGUCUCGGAGCUGAGCAGUUCUUAAAAGGAUCUGUAUUUUUUGACAUCUUGAGGAAUUUAACGGGAUACAAAGAUUCCAGCUACCCCUCAGUGGAUUAUCACCAUUAUCAGGAUGAAACUGGUUUCCUUCGCUUUGCUCUACCUGGGCUCCGCCGCUUUCUUCGGGCUGGAGGCUGCCAAGCUGGACAUUGCAUCAGACUUCAAGAGAAAGUGGGCCACCUGGGCACUCAGUCGAGCCAGGCGGGACGCGAAGUUCCCCGCCGCGACGCUCAUCACGGGACAAGCAGCUGAUGCAAACGUGCCGUCUCUGAUCCGCACCCAGGACGUGAAAGGCGAGCCCGGAAUGGCGCAGCCCAGCCGCCCUGAGGAUGCGCACAUCCGCGUGAAGCGCUACCACCCGAACGCCAGGGGCUUCGUGCACUCCGUAAACCUGCGUAUCGGCUGCAGGUUAGGGACUUGCACCGUGCAGAACCUGGCGCACCAGAUCUACCACCUAACCGACAAGGACAAGGACGACUCCGCCCCCGCCUCGAAGAUCGGCGCGCAAGGUUACGGCCGCAGGCGCCGCUCGCUGUCGGACACUCUUGCCGCCGCUGCUAGCGCUGCCUUGGAGAGGAGAAGCAGCAGCAGCAGCGGUCGCAGCACAAGGACACUCUCUCGCUUGCUGAGAUCAGGCGCCUCUUGGGGUCCGGCCGCCCAGCCCUGGCAUGCGCCGCCGCACAGCUCCCCCUUUCGCAGGAGAUAGGCAUCGCAGCAGCUGCCGAAGCGAACGCUCCCCCGGUUUCAUCAGGGAAGCCGCGUAGCAGCAAGAGAUUUCCGGCAGGGACGGGAGACUGCAUGGACUAUGCUUGAAGAAAAGAGGCAUUGCUCCUGCUUCGUGAUGUUGUGAAAUUAACACUGCAGGACAAACACUACCGGCACUCUUAGGCCACCCUCUCCCUUAGUCCGCCCUCUUUUCUACGGUGAGCUCUCGGUGGAUCUGACUUUUCCCUUGCUCGGGUUUGACUGCUUUCCCCUCCCCCCUUCUCGGCAGGGAAUUGGCUACUCGCAAGUCCCUAUUUGGCAGGGACUGCUUUAUACUUGAACGGCCUGGCCAGGCGAAGUGCAAUGGACAAUGUGUGAGGAGGAAUGAAAGCGGCUGGGUGGAUGUUCCAGCGUGAAAGUUAACUACGCAUAUUUAAUUUGUUUCCUUUCCUUGUAUUCUUUUUUUUUUAAAAAUCAGAGUUAUUUUUAUAUGUUAUAUAUAUAUAUGAGUGUGUGUGUGUAUAUAUAUAUUGCAUAUGGGCAUUGUUUUAAAGAAAAAGUCCCUGGAUUCUGUUUUUAAAUAUUUGAAGAUGUCAGUCUUUUAAUUUGGUCUAUGUCUAAUUGCCUCUGUCCCCCCCCCCUUUUUUUCUUUUCUCUUUCCUGUUUGUUUUUUUCCACAUUCCAAACCGGUAAAAAGAGAAUGUACAUCUUCAGGGGCAAUGUGUGCAAAUAAAAUAAAUACUAUUAAACAAA
Messenger RNA from Hemicordylus capensis (graceful crag lizard), 1530 nucleotides. It is a transcript of the gene ADM, whose product is annotated as adrenomedullin. Bases 146 to 778 code for a protein of 210 amino acids. Gene Ontology annotation, cellular component: extracellular region. Gene Ontology annotation, molecular function: adrenomedullin receptor binding; hormone activity. The record is from RefSeq and is a predicted model, not a curated record. NCBI's taxonomy places the organism in Eukaryota, Metazoa, Chordata, Lepidosauria, Squamata, Cordylidae. Gene Ontology annotation, biological process: adenylate cyclase-activating G protein-coupled receptor signaling pathway; positive regulation of heart rate; regulation of systemic arterial blood pressure. The transcript is spliced from 4 exons.